Gamsiella multidivaricata is the source of this 1068-nucleotide messenger RNA. Its product is annotated as concanavalin A-like lectin/glucanase domain-containing protein. The record is from RefSeq and is a predicted model, not a curated record. Gene Ontology annotation, molecular function: protein binding. The transcript is spliced from 2 exons. The annotation marks the transcript as partial. NCBI's taxonomy places the organism in Eukaryota, Fungi, Mortierellomycota, Mortierellomycetes, Mortierellales, Mortierellaceae.
CUGCACUCUGAAGCUUUCCAGAUAGUGCAUCCACCGAACAGUAUCCCGACCGACAUUUCGCUCUCACAGUAUCUCUCAAUUCAGGAAAAGGGCGUCUCGGCAUGGGAAUUCGAGGCUUCAUACGACCAACAUCUUUUCGUUCAUGACAGGACCGAAAUCUCGUUUUUUGAGCAGACCGCGUGCGUGCAAACGAACCUGCCCCUCCCAAAACAACAGGAGGUCUACUACUGGGAGGUCAAAAUGUUUGAAAAGAGCCCCAACACUACCAUUUCCGUUGGCGUCAGCACCAAACCAUACCCGACGACUCGCCUCCCAGGUUGGAAUCGUCACUCUGUUGGCUACUUUUCGCAUAACGGACAAAAGUACUGCAACUCGCUCUGGAGCGGAUACCCCUACGGCCCCAUCUACUUUGAAGGCGAUGUCGUCGGCUGUGGUUACCGGCCUAGAAACGGAACCAUCUUCUUUACCCGAAACGGCAAAAGGAUUGAAGAUGCAUAUACGGGAUUCGGCAGAAUGAACUUGUUCCCGACAGUCGGCACCACGGGUCCCUGUGUGCUGCAUGUCAACUUUGGACAGUCUGGUUUCGUGUUUGUCGAGGCCAAUGUCAAGAAGUGGGGACUGGCGCCCGCCAGUGGAUCGCUAGUCCCACCACCAGCUUAUGGCAGUGAAUUGGGAUCGAUUCUAUUGGAGGCAGCAGGGUCUGCGAACAAUCUGCAGGCACCGACAUCAUCAUCGCAACGGCCAAUUUUUCAGUCGAGUUCGUCAAGGAUGCGGGUGCAGUCAGCAGGCGCAUUAAGACGAGAGGAUUCGUUUCAAGGAGCAAGAGGCGAUGGCGCCACAGUGCAGGAUCGAUCGUCGUCACCAGUGCAGAUCUCAUUGUCCACUAUGUCGGCACCUCCGCCUAAUUACUCAAGUCUUGACAGAUACGGACACCCUCGGCAUAGAGAUGAUGACGCAAGUAGUGUGGCGAGCUCGGAAAGCAAUGAGUCGGCGACGUUGUUGCUGGGGGAUGCUCAACCAGAUCCUAGCAGUGGACAUUCACAGGAUGGGGAGGGCUCCUGUAAUUAA